Messenger RNA from Colias croceus (clouded yellow), 4596 nucleotides. RefSeq names its product aminopeptidase N (gene superdeath). The transcript has 14 exons. Gene Ontology annotation, cellular component: cytoplasm. Bases 138 to 3086 code for a protein of 982 amino acids. The record is from RefSeq and is a predicted model, not a curated record. NCBI's taxonomy places the organism in Eukaryota, Metazoa, Arthropoda, Insecta, Lepidoptera, Pieridae. Gene Ontology annotation, molecular function: metalloaminopeptidase activity; zinc ion binding; peptide binding. Gene Ontology annotation, biological process: peptide catabolic process; proteolysis.
CCAGAACUCCGAAUGAGGCGGUUGUGUCCUGUGUUAACGUGUCUUCCCGCCUUUAACAGCCGCGAUUAAAAGAACAAUGGACACUACGUCACGUUAAGGUAGCAAUGACGUAACUAAAAGUUCGGCAAGCAUCCAAAAUGGACGGAACCCUGCAAACUGAAUUUGCGACAAAACCCAAGAGAGGAGUGUACCUUUCCAAGGGUCUUGCAACAGUGAUAUUUGUUAUUUUCUCUCUAGCGCUCGUUGCUACUGCCUUCAUAGUAUAUAACUUCGCAGCCUGUCCAAGGACUGAUCAGUUAGCAAAUGUGACAAAAUAUGAACUAUCUCACUGUGACCAAUCAAAACUAUUAGUGAUACCGUUAAGUACAGAACCUAGUGUUAAUAUAGAAACAACAGCUUUAAUAGAAACUACGACUCAACCAGAGAAAAAUACAGUUAUCGAUGUACGGUUACCUUCAAAUAUCAAACCAGACCGAUACUAUUUAAAAUUAACGCCGUAUAUAUUUGAAGGUAAUUUUACGUUUGAUGGUGAAAUUAGUGUAAUAAUAACGGUUAGAAAUGAAACAGACACGGUUACGUUUCACGGUGUAGAGUUGACGUUCAUUAGUAUAGAAUUGUUCAAGAAGGAAGACGGUAGGCCAAUUAAAAUUCUACAGAGAAGGGAAGAUGUCUCAAAGCAAUUUCACAUACUGACUACUGAAGAGACGUUAAAAGCAGGUCAGCAGUACGUUUUGAAUAUAACGUAUGUGGGGAUUCUGAAUGAUAAUUUACACGGAUUUUAUAGAAGCUCCUAUGAAGAAAAGAAGGACAAGCGAUGGAUAGCAGUAACACAGUUUCAAGCUACGGACGCGAGAAGGGCCUUUCCUUGUUGGGAUGAGCCCGCUCUCAAAGCAAAGUUUACAAUUAGUAUAGCUCGACCAGUAAAUAUGAGUUCCGUAUCCAAUAUGAAUAUUGUUUCUCGUGAACCUCACAAAGUCCUGAAGAAUUACAUCUGGGAUCAUUAUGCUGAAUCUCUACCGAUGUCAACGUAUUUAGUUGCGUUUGCGGUAACUGAUUUUGGCAAUAUGAGCUAUAACAACUUCUCAGUUUGGGCUAGAAAGGAAGCAUUAUCAUCUGCGGCCUACGCUCUAGAUAUUGGUCCGAAGAUACUGAAGUUUUUGGAAGAAUACUAUAAAAUCAAAUUCCCAUUGCCGAAGAUAGAUAUGAUUGCGCUGCCAGAUUUUAAAGCUGGUGCUAUGGAGAACUGGGGAUUGUUAACAUUCAGAGAAAUAGCAAUGCUAUACGACCACGGCGUCUCGCCAACCACGGCCAAAGCUCGCGUAGCGUCCGUGGUAGCACAUGAGAUCGCGCACCAGUGGUUCGGGAACCUGGUCACGCCAGCGUGGUGGUCGGAGAUCUGGCUGAACGAGGGCUUCGCUAGCUAUGUGGAGUAUGUAGCUGUUGAUGCGGUUGAAAGCACUUGGAAGUUGAUGGAGGUUUUCGUGUUAAAUGAAGUUCAGAGCGUUUUCAAAUUAGAUGCUUUGACUUCAUCCCAUCAAAUUUCUGUAGAAGUUGGAAACCCAGAGGAGAUUGGCGCUAUUUUUGACAAAAUUUCAUAUGGAAAAGGAUCAGCUAUACUCCGUAUGAUGAAUCAUUUCCUCACUGAUGACGUCUUCAACGCCGGUAUAACCGACUACCUGAACGCCAAGAAGUAUGGUGACGCAGAACAGAAGGACCUCUGGAGUGCUCUUACCAAUGCUGCAAGAGAAAGGGGCAACUUUGACGUCGACGUUGCAAUUAUCAUGGACUCUUGGACGCUUCAAACUGGCUUCCCAGUACUUACGAUAACCAGGAAUUAUGAUACUGGCGCUGUUAGUUUUAGACAGGAAAGAUUCGUCCUGAUAAACAACACAAUUGACGAGAAUCCAGUGUGGUGGAUUCCGAUAUCUUUCACAACAGCUUCCGAAAAAAACUUCCAGUCCACUCAACCGCAGUUAUGGUUGAAGGGAGAACGAUCUGUUGUUGUCGAGAAUAUUUCUAUCAGCAAAGAUGACUGGAUUAUAGCCAAUAUACAACAGACUGGUUUCUAUCGCAUUAACUACGACCAACGUAACUGGGAGAUGCUUAUCAAAAUUCUAAACGAUCCGAAACGAUUCGAAGAAAUCCAUCCGAUUAACCGAGCACAGAUAAUCGACGAUGCUAUGAAUCUGGCUCUUUCUGGAAGACUCGAUUACAGAGUAGCUUUGGAUAUCACGAGCUAUCUGUCACAUGAGAGAAGCUAUGUUCCGUGGAAAGCGGGAUUGGUGGCUCUGGGGUAUAUAGACACUAUGUUGUCUAAAGGUGCUUAUUAUCUGGAAUAUCAGCGUUACGUGCUCCGUUUGCUACAUGGUACUGUAGCUGACUUAGGGUGGGAUGUAUCUCAGAACGAGAGCGUAGUUAGAGCCCAGCAUCGGGUCGACAUGUUGUCUACAGCCUGUCACUUGCAACAGGCGGAAUGUUUGGAACAUGCGGUGCGAAUGUAUACGAACUGGAUGUUACACCCGAACCCAGAUUCUUUUAAUGAAAUCCACGCAGACAUUCGAAGUACGGUAUACUGUGUGGGAGUACAGGUGGGAGGUGCGAGGGAGUGGAACUUCGCGUGGGAGCGAUUCGUCGUCGCCAGCGUGCCCUCUGAGAGGGAACUGCUCCUUUCCAUACUGGGGUGUACCAGGGCACCAUAUCUGUUGUACAGAUACUUAGAACUGUCACUACGAAACGACAGUGGUAUUCGUAAGCAGGACACAGUGAGAGUGUUUUCCGCUGUAGCAAGUUCGUCCAUCGGCGAACCGAUCGCUUUCAACUAUGUAAGAGAUAAUUGGAAGAGGAUUAAGGAAUAUGUUGGUUCAGUAUCAACUCUCAACUCCAUACUGAAGUUGGUUACGAGAAGAUUAAACCAAGUUCACGAAUAUGACGAGCUGACGAGAUUUGUCGAUACACACGGAAAGCAUUUGGGAAGACCGGUGCAACAAGUUCUAGAAAGAACUGAAGCAAAUGUCCAAUGGAUGGAGCGGAACUAUGACACCAUCGUUGAUUGGUUGUUAAAAGCAGAAAAAAAUACUACUAAAUAAUACAUUAAGUAAUUAAUAGAAACAGAAAAGAUUAGUAUUAUCUAUUAUAAUUUUUAUAACUACAUAAAAAAUAUUUCGCCUAUGUAUAGAAAUGCGAAAGAAUGUAUUAUUUUAUGAAAAAAAGUAACACAAUGGUUGAUUUAUAGUUUUAUCUAUUUCUUUAAUGCUGGGAUUUUAAGGAUGCCAUUAUACAUAUUUUAAUAUCACGGUAUAUACGGUCUAGUUCUUAGAUUAAGGAUUGGUAGGAUUGGUCCUUAAUCUAAGACCUAGUUGAUAAAUUUUCUGUAUCAUGGUAUAAUUAUAUAAUAUGACAUAUUGUAUAAAUCAUUUACUAAGAGCCAAACUAAAAACAAGCAUCGAGAAAAUAUUUCAUAGGAUGUAUCUCAGUUACAUUAGUUUAUUUUAUUUUAUUAUAGGCUCUUUCACCUAAUUUAUGAAGUUGUAAAAAAGGUUAUCAGAAAAUUCAUCAGCAAGUGGAAAUGUAGGUAAUAAUAAAUCUAUAUAGGUACUCUGUAUUUGGUCUCAUUGUUAUUUUGUAAACGAAUGGCAAGAAAAAAAACACUUACAUGCACAAUGCAUAUUAUGUCGUGGCCAUAUCGUUAUAGAUUUGCUCAUUUCAUAAAAUGAUUGAUAAUUUCGUGAAAUGGUUGCAUGUCAUGAUGUGGCCAACAUAGUAUGACCAGAUCGUAAAAUCGUUAAUGUUUAACGAUUUUGUCAUCCACAUUUGGCCAGAUCGUAUAAAAUAUAGGGAGUCGUUAAAAUAUAAAAAAAUAUAUCAAAAUAUGUAAAGAACUUCUUCAAUGUCAUUCAAGUUAGUGCCGCGGCAGCGACCGGCGAGUGCUAGAAGCGGUUCGUUUUUUGAAAUAGGAAACAUUACCAAUAAAUAAUAAUUAAUGUAACUAUUUUACGAUAUGAUCAAAUAAUUUUGAUCAUUUCAUGAAAAAACCGCUUAGUUGGCCAUAUCGAUAAACGAUUUCUUAGCAUUGAUCUGCUCAAACCACAUCAUGAUGUGGCCGAUAGACAUUCAACCAUUUCAUGAAAUGCGACCAUUUUACGAAAUGAUCAAUCAUUUCAUGGAAUGAGCAAAUCUACGAUAUGGCCACGACAUAUUAUAAACUAAUUAUGAAUAGGGUCAUUUAAUAAAUUAAAUUGAUUGUAUAGCAUAAAUGUGAAUAUGUUCACACUACUUUUAGUGCUUUAUCAUUAAGUUUAAUUAGUUAUUUAUUACGUAUUAAGCUAGUCAAAUUUUAUAAAAGUAUUUAUAAUUAUAUCUUGUGGUACUUUUAAUUUAUUUUUAAAUAACUCUUUAGUAUAGAUACUUUAUUUUUAUACUUAAAGGUAGCAGAAGUUCAUUAUAGUAUUUAAAUUCAUAAAAAUCGUCAACAUCGUCUUCACAUUUGCUAUUGUAUUAUUACGUGCACAUAAUAUUUAUUAUGCGUCAGUUUUGUCUUAUCCGCCAUAAUAAUUACAAAUAUAUAACUAAAUGAUGUAAAUAAAGUCUUUGUUCAAA